Trachemys scripta elegans is the source of this 1768-nucleotide messenger RNA. RefSeq names its product cholinergic receptor nicotinic alpha 9 subunit (gene CHRNA9). The coding region runs from base 152 to 1624 and encodes 490 amino acids. Gene Ontology annotation, biological process: monoatomic ion transmembrane transport; nervous system process; chemical synaptic transmission. Gene Ontology annotation, molecular function: transmembrane signaling receptor activity; acetylcholine-gated monoatomic cation-selective channel activity. NCBI's taxonomy places the organism in Eukaryota, Metazoa, Chordata, Testudines, Emydidae. The record is from RefSeq and is a predicted model, not a curated record. Gene Ontology annotation, cellular component: neuron projection; synapse; postsynaptic membrane. The transcript has 5 exons.
GGAGACUUGCUGCCACUGAGAACAGAGCUCUUACCAGCAGCACAUCCGUAUCUCCACUGCUUUUGUGCUGCUGCACAACUAAUUUGUCUCAGCUUUGGAAGGUGAAAACAAUUUUUGUGUUCCUGGGAGCAGAGUUACUUCAAGGUUCAAAAUGAAGAGAAAUAGCCUGCCCUUCUGCUGCUUCUCCCUUUGGUUGGUUUUCACAGCAGUGAUACUUCAAGGUGUGGAGUCUGCACAAGGAAAAUAUGCUCAAAUGCUAUUCAAUGAACUGUUUGAAGACUACUCAAAUGCUCUGAGACCAGUGGAAGACACAGAUAAAGCACUGAAUGUCACCCUUCAGAUCACACUGUCCCAAAUUAAAGAUAUGGAUGAAAGAAAUCAAAUUUUGACUGCGUAUUUAUGGAUUCGACAAAGUUGGUAUGAUGCAUAUCUCAAGUGGGACAAAGAUGAAUAUGAUGGGUUGGAUUCUAUCAGGAUUCCUAGCAACCUGGUAUGGAGACCAGACAUUGUCCUGUAUAAUAAGGCUGAUGAUGACUUUUCAGAACCAGUGAACACAAAUGUAGUAUUGAGAUAUGAUGGAAAAAUUACUUGGGACGCACCGGCUAUAACAAAGAGCUCAUGUGUGGUGGAUGUUUCUUAUUUUCCCUUUGAUGACCAGCAGUGUAACCUUACCUUUGGUUCCUGGACCUACAAUGGUAAUCAGGUAGACAUAAUCAAUGCUUUGGACAGUGGAGAUCUAUCUGACUUUAUAGAAGAUGUGGAGUGGGAGAUUCAUGGGAUGCCAGCUGUUAAGAAUGUAAUCACGUACGGCUGCUGCUCUGAGCCGUAUCCAGAUAUUACAUUCACACUGAUCUUGAAAAGGAGGUCUUCCUUCUAUAUAUUUAACCUGCUCCUCCCUUGUGUUUUGAUCUCUUUCCUGGCUCCACUGGGAUUCUACCUUCCUGCAGACUCUGGGGAAAAAGUGUCACUUGGUGUUACAGUUCUGCUUGCUCUCACUGUAUUUCAGCUAAUGGUUGCAGAGAGCAUGCCUCCUUCUGAAAAUGUGCCCUUGAUAGGCAAAUAUUACAUAGCAACUAUGACAAUGAUCACAGCAUCCACUGCACUGACCAUCAUUAUAAUGAAUAUCCACCACUGUGGAGCAGAAGCCCAACCUGUUCCACAAUGGGCCAGGGUGGUUAUUUUGGACUACAUGUCAAAGAUCUUUUUUGUUUAUGAUGUGGGUGAAAAUUGUACAAGUCCACAAAGAGUAAAAACACAAGAACAUAAAUUAAGGAAGGAUUUUAAGUAUCAGAAAAAGCAGGACAGACACAAAGUGGUGACCAGUCAACUUUCCAGGAAUAGAAACAAUGACAGUGACCUAAAGAAGAAGCUGAAUGGACAUUUAAAUAACAGUAAUGGAAUUCAAUGUGAAAAUGCUAAGGAUGCAGUUAACUGCUGCUCCUGUUAUAAAGUACUGAUAAAGAAUAUUGAGUAUAUUGCUAAUUGCGUUAGAGACCACAAAGCAAACCGCGCUAAAGGAAUUGAGUGGAAAAGGGUAGCAAAAGUGAUGGACAGAUUCUUCAUGUGGAUUUUUUUUAUUAUGGUCUUUUUCAUGAGUUUCCUGAUUAUUGGCAAAGCAAUUUAACUGAAGAUAUUAGAGUGUAUUUAUUUUUAUGUAUGUUGAAAUGUUUAGCUAGUUUGCCUUGAUGGUACUUUGUUUCUGAGGGAUGUAUCUGAGGUUUCUGUAUCUUUAAUUCUGUAAAAACAUACACAAUAAUUUGAGAUUGCU